Molecule: messenger RNA, 2928 nt
Organism: Phytophthora nicotianae INRA-310
Lineage: Eukaryota; Oomycota; Peronosporomycetes; Peronosporales; Peronosporaceae
Exons: 1
Coding region: 1-2928 (975 amino acids)
Molecular function (GO): peptidyl-prolyl cis-trans isomerase activity
Source: RefSeq, a predicted model, not a curated record
AUGUCUUCGAACCCGAGUGCCCGCCUGAACGGCAUCUUCCAGGACGUAUCGGCCUCCGGUGGCGGCAACGAUGCACUACGCUACACUGCACCUCGAGAGCCAUCGCAUAAGCAGCAGCAGCCGCAGCAAACAACACCCCCGGCAGCCGUCUCCUCGACUGCCUCGGCCGUCGUGUACUCCACCAUGGUCUCGCUGUAUCAAUAUGACGCCACGGCCCGCAAGUACGUACAACUUGGGGGCAGCACGGCCGGUUCUAAAGCAGCUGUGGGCUGUGUCAUCGUGGGGGCCGAGACGGCCUACAAUCUCCUCUUCUACAACGCAUCCAAGCAGCAUUUGUGCGCUGUGCCCAUCAAGUUCGGGACCUUUAAACCCACACUUCAAGCAAAGAGUUACGUCAACUUUUACGACGAACAGGGGGCUAAUUGGUCGGUCAAAUUCCCCAGCGAUGCUCAGGUGGCCGAGUUCAUGAGGCAAGUGUUUCUGGCCAAGAUCCACGUCGAGAUCUGGGGCAGUGACAAGACCGUGACCAAGUCGAACCCGAGUGCACUGAUUCAGGACGACCUGGUGUUCGUAAAGCCCGAGACUCAACAAGUAAGCAACGGAGACACCGUCGCUGUUGCAUUCAGUGCAUGGAGAGUCGUGGGCAACGCCAAUUCGGCCCCGGCCGACGUGGUGACCAAGUACGCGCCGUUCGAGAAGGCCAGUGAGGGUGACUUACGUAAAAUUCGGCUUGGAGACGGUAGUGAACGUAUUAAAGCACUAGAAGAGGGUAUUGUGGGGAUGAGAAAAGGUGGUAAACGGAUCGUAUUGGCCCCACCAGGCAAGACUAACGGACAGGACUGGUAUCUUCUAGAGAUUGAGCUGUUUAAAACCAAGACAGGCCAUAAUGCCACUCAACGGAAGUCUGCACCAGCUGUAAACACAUCUGCAGCGACGGAGGAAGCACCUAAAGCUUCAUCAUCAGAGAAGAAGGCAUCGCGACGACGUUCCAGUCCCAGUUCCGCUAACAACGCGGCCUCCCGGUCUAACAGCGUUAGAAACGAAGCCAGGAAUGGAGAUCUCGUACCGUACGAAGAAGACGCUGCGUCUAAGAACGACAUGGAGCUCAAGGAGCUGCGUUUGCUACAACGAGAGCAACAAUUGGAGCUCCAAGCGCGUGCUCUUGAGCGUGAACGCAUGAGUGCCACUGGAAGUGGGUUUGGAUCUAUGGGCUUCGGGUUAAACAGCAGCUUUCCGACUUCUUCAUCGAUUUUUAACAAUAAUUCUCUAAGCGGACGUCCCAUGGACGCGAUGCUGUCGGAACUGAACGCCAAAGUGGAUUAUCUGAUCCGGAUGGCUCCGGGGACAUCGAAUUCUGGCUCUGGUAUCGGUGCCGGCCCCAGCGACGUGGCUGCUGUUAUCCGUGGCGUCGAGCGACUAGCUAACGAGAAUGACAGGCUUCUGACUCAGAUUAACUCGCAGCACCAACAGCAAUCAUCGUACGAGAAGCGAUGUGAGGAGCUGUUGGAGCAAAACCAGCGUCUUCAGGAUGAGAAGCGGUCGCUACAAGAGCGAUACCAGUCGGCCGCCAGCUCUCAGUUGAAUGCUGCGUCGGAGUUGAGCGCUCUGGCCAGUGCCCGGGACGCUGCAGUGACGCAGACGAACCGUCUGCAUGCCGAGUAUCAACAGCUAUUGACGGCGUACUAUCAACUGCAGCAACACGGAGCCAGUAACGACGCAGAGGAGCACAAACAAGCGCUGAAUUUCGAGCGUGAAGCCCGUUCUCGAGCGGAAAAGCAGCUGGCCAAGGAGACACAGGCCCGUUCUCUGGCUGAGCAGGAGCUGGCGUUGACCAAGAAGCAGCACGAUGUGGCUCUACAGGUCAAGACGUCGGAGCUCUCGACUGCGACGGCCCAAUUGGAGCAACAAGUGCGUUCUCUUCAGACACAACUGCAGCAAGUGAACGACGAUCGACUGCGUCUUCAAGCCUAUGCGGAGGAGCAGACGAAGCAGUUGACAGCGCAGAGUGAGACGACGGAGAGAGACGCCAAGCAGCUAGAAAUCGCUGCACAACAGGUGGCUCAACUGCAGAGAGAGAACCAGGACUUGACCGGCAAACUGGACGUGUCCUCGGCACGCGUUCGUGAGCUGGAGACGGCGCUGGAGUCGAAGCCUGCGAGUUCGGAGACGACGGAGGUGGCCGCUGAAGAGAAGCGUAUCUAUGUGGAACAGAUCGAGUUAUUGCAGCAACAGGUUAAAGAUCUGGAACAGGAGAAGUACGAACAGGUGCUGGUGUCUGGCCGUGUGUCGUCUGGAGAAUGCGAGAACUGUGCUGUCGUCAAGGAGCGUGAGCAAGCGGCCGAGCGUGCACUGGCCGCUGCAGAGACGAUCAAGCGCGAGGCGCAGGAUAUGCUGGCCGUGGCCGCACACACUGGAGGAGGCGCAGAGGAACGUGAAAGACUGGUGGCGCUGUUUAAAGAAGCGGUGAACGAGAUGUUCUUCCGCUUCCAGGACUUGUUUGAAGAAGAGACGGCUAUCGACGGCAAGCAGGUGCUGAAUGCUAUUCGCAAGGUCUUGAAGUCCAGUACGAAGAGUAUCAUCCAACAGCUACAGGAGCCAACACAGCAGAUCGAAGAAGAGAGUGAUGGUAACGUGAGUGAUGGUCCUCCACCACCACAAGAGAUUGCUGUCGAAGCAGUGGCCGACGCUGUAGAGGCUGUAGAGGCUUCUAUUGAGAACGAGCGGCAUGAUGAUGAUGAAGAGAAGCCAACAGUUAGUACUACUGAGGCCGCUGUUGAAGAGAAGCCGAGUGCUUCCGCUGAAGCGAAGGAGAGUGAAGCAAGUACAGAAGCGACGCAAGCGCCGGCCACUGCAACUGCACCCACGCUACAUGUAGCGCAGUAUCCGUCCAGUGACGAGAGCGACAGUGAUUCCGAGUUCCAUGGAUAA